This is a messenger RNA of Bombina bombina (fire-bellied toad), 2519 nucleotides long. It is a transcript of the gene ARHGAP44, whose product is annotated as Rho GTPase activating protein 44. Gene Ontology annotation, biological process: positive regulation of GTPase activity; neurotransmitter receptor transport, endosome to postsynaptic membrane; regulation of actin cytoskeleton organization. Gene Ontology annotation, molecular function: protein binding; GTPase activator activity. The coding region runs from base 54 to 2408 and encodes 784 amino acids. Gene Ontology annotation, cellular component: intracellular anatomical structure; cytoplasm; presynaptic active zone. The transcript has 16 exons. NCBI's taxonomy places the organism in Eukaryota, Metazoa, Chordata, Amphibia, Anura, Bombinatoridae. The record is from RefSeq and is a predicted model, not a curated record.
AAAUUCCAAAUAUUCAAAAACAGAGGAAGCACUUAGCCAAAUUAGUCCUGGACAUGGAUUCUUCCAGAGCAAGGUGGCAACAGUCGGCCAAGUCCUCAGGCAUUGCCAGCAACUUGCAGCCCGUCGGCGCCAAGGCAGAUGCACUCAGGGAAGAGAUGGAGGAGGCAGCAAAUCGCGUGGAGAUUUGUAGGGAUCAGCUGUCGGCAGAUAUGUACAGCUUUGUGGCCAAAGAACUAGACUAUGCAAACUACUUUGAAACGCUAAUAGAAGUUCAAGCAGAAUAUCAUCGGAAGUCCCUGGCUUUACUGCAGGCGGUCUUACCGCAAAUCAAAGCUCAGCAAGAGGCCUGGAUUGAAAAGCCAUCAUUCGGAAAGCCAUUGGACGAGCACCUGACGAUCAGUGGGCGUGAGAUUGCGUUCCCCAUCGAGGCCUGUGUGACCAUGCUACUAGACUGUGGGAUGCAGGAAGAGGGCCUCUUCCGAGUGGCACCUUCUGCAUCCAAGUUAAAAAAGUUGAAGGCUGCGCUGGACUGCUGCGUGGUGGACGUGAGCGAAUACUCUGCAGACCCGCAUGCUAUAGCAGGGGCAUUGAAGUCUUAUCUCCGAGAGCUUCCUGAACCACUGAUGACUUUCGAGCUGUACGAGGAAUGGAUCCAGGCUUCCAACAUCCAGGAGCAGGACAAGCGGCUGCAAGCUCUAUGGAACGCCUGUGAGAAGCUUCCACAGGCCAAUUACAACAACUUCAGAUACGUCAUUAAGUUCUUGGCUAAGUUAACAGAAUAUCAAGAUGCCAACAAGAUGACCCCAAGCAAUAUGGCGAUAGUGUUGGGGCCCAACCUUCUAUGGCCGCAGGCAGAAGGAAAUAUCACAGAGAUGAUGACCACUGUUUCACUCCAGAUUGUGGGAAUUAUUGAGCCGAUUAUCCAGCACGCUGAUUGGUUCUUCCCAGGAGACAUUGAGUUUAACGUGACCGGCAAUUACGGCAGCCCUGUGCACACCAACCACAAUGCCAACUACAGCUCCAUGCCCUCUCCAGACAUGGACAGCUCGGAGCGCAAGCAGCACGAUCAGGCCAGGAGACCGCUCAGUGUAGCUACAGACAACAUGAUGCUGGAGUUUUACAAGAAGGAUGGCAUGGGCGUGAGGGUGAUGGACACUUCUUGGGUGGCCCGCCGCGGCUCUUCCUUAGUCCGCAAAGGCCCCUCCACCCCACCCGCCAUGCAGCCCCCAGCUCCUCCUCCUACGUUUGAUUCUGCUGCCACUCCUCAGUCACCAAAUCCCGACCUGUCCGUAGAAAGUCCCUCCCCUACUCCUCCCAGUAGCGGCUCUCAACUGGGUCCUGAGAGGAUAAGCGGAGAUGAGGUUUCACCCCAGUGGUCGGAUUCCUGUUACAACUAUCCUUCUCCUGAAGAGGACAGACCCCUCUCAUACCCAUGCUCACAGCUCCCCACCCUCCAUCCUCACCCUCUAAAAGCUACACCAUCUGCCAGACCUGACGCUCCGUCUGCCUAUCGAUGGGCUGGCCAUAGUCAAACCUUACCCCCUUCCCCUCCAAAGCUUGACAUAAACUCUAACCCCAAACCCUGCUUCUUACACCUUACUAAGCAAAGCUCCCUCACAGAAUCCCAUGCUUCUGAGCCUAACGUCUCCACACUUUACAUCAAAACCCCACUUGUCCUAGCCAAACCCGACCCGCCUGGUACCGCUAACCUAGCCACAAUGUCAGCUACUCCCCUGUGGCUCAGCUGUUCCUGUCCUCGAGAGAAAGGAACCAAGCUGACUAGCACAUUAAAAGGCAAGGAGCUUUCGCCUGUCUCUGGCCCAAAAGGAAGUCCAAGUACUGGCCAUAUGGUUUCAGCAGGUGGAAUUGGGCUGAGCCAACUCUCCAUAGAACAAAGUCCCCAUUCCCUACGGAAAGUGUCCAAGAAACUAGCGCCAAUUCCACCCAAGAUUACAUACAGCCAGACGGGGACUGUUUCCGACCAAUCCACGGGUCAGCCCUCUCCCAUAAGCCUCUCCCCAACUCCCCCUAGCACCCCAUCACCUUAUGGACUCAACUACCAGGGUUCUCUGGCUAUUACCCCAAGUCUAUCAUCUCCGCCUCCCUUAAGCAGCACUUUAACCAAAUCACGUCCCACCCCAAAGCCAAGGCAGAGACCCUCACUGCCCCCUCCCCAGCCCCCCACAAGUCAAUCUGCUUCCAGUCCUCAAUCAGGAGAGAACAGCAUCUUAGAUGGUCUUUCUCCUGGGGAAAGCAUGUCUACAGAUAUCAUCCAUUUUGACAUCCCGUCUAUCCUCAUUGAGAUUGAUACGGCCUUACAAAGAGACGCCAUGAAGCAGGAAAAGGAGCGGCGUGCUGCCGAGGGACGGACGGAGUCGGACGAAGAGUCAGAAAGCACGGCCCUAUGACGUUAGUCAUUCCCUGUGCCCCAACGUGAUCAACAGCCAACUAUGUGCCAAGCUCUGUAUUAUAUAGUCCGUUGUGCUUCUAUAUUGGGUGUGUCAUGACGCCAUCACAGA